UCCCGCUUCGCUUGAAGGGCGGAAUUCGGCGGCGGCGGCGGCGGCGCAGCCAUGCGGAUUCGCGGAGGAAGCAGCCCCGCAGGGGAUCCUAGGCUGAAGCAUCGGAUUAAGCAGUACCUGAAGAGUAACAAAUGUGGCAAGUAUGUUGACAUUGGAGUUUUAGCUGCUGAGCUACAGAAAACCUACAGUGCUGAUUAUGGACGAAGAAAAAGAAAUGCCUUUAGAAUACAGGUAGAGAAAGUUUUUGGGAUAAUCAAUGAUGAGCUGAAGUCUGAAGAUUUAGCUGCUCUAGAGGAUGAACAUUUGUCAAAGAAAGCAAGACACAAAGGGCAGGAAGAUGAUUCAGAAAGCUGCAUGGAUACUUCGGACACUGACACAGGACUCCCACCCUCAAAUCACAUGAACUCAUCUUUGUUGUCCUUAUAUCGGAAAGGAAAUCCAGAUUCUCUUCCAGCAUCUCCCAAGAGUGCGCAGACAAUGUCCAAUACUCCUUCACAGAAGCCUGGAUCGAAUAGGCUUCCCACUCAAACACCAUCUGAUACCAGGAUCUCAGAAGGUGGCUGGUUUAUUGAUAAAACCCCAGACAGGAAAGAGGAAAACUUUUUUAUCGACCUUUGUGCAGAAGAGGAAAGCGAUGGUUCUAAACAGAUGGCUGAGGAUUCAAAAGACAUUUCCUUUCUGGAGAAACCCAAGAGGAAGAGAAGUAAAAGGAGGAACGAGUCUCAGGAAGUAGAUGAAGAAAUAGAAUCUUCUUUGAGAAAACAGAAGAUUAAACAGAAAGGGUUCGAGCUGAGAACUUCUUCUGUGAAGUUUGAGGAUAUAGGAGGCAAUGAUGACACUCUGAAGGAAGUGUGCAAGAUGCUGAUACAUAUCUGUCAUCCUGAAGUAUACAACUAUUUAGGAGCUGUUCCACCUCGAGGAUUUCUCUUGCAUGGACCACCAGGAUGUGGGAAGACGUUAUUAGCUCAGGCAAUCGCUGGGGAGCUUGAACUGCCAAUACUCAAAGUAGCUGCUACUGAGAUUGUGUCGGGAGUGUCAGGUGAAUCGGAACAAAAGCUGAGGGAACUGUUUGAGCAAGCUGUGGCCAGUGCUCCAUGCAUCCUCUUCAUAGAUGAAAUUGAUGCUAUCACACCCAAGAGAGAAGUUGCCUCAAAGGACAUGGAGCGGAGAAUUGUAGCGCAGCUUCUGACUUGCAUGGAUGACUUGAAUAAUCUGGCUACUGCUGCUCAGGUCCUAGUAAUUGGGGCAACAAACAGACCAGACUCACUGGAUCCAGCCCUGCGACGUGCAGGAAGAUUUGAUCGAGAGAUUUGUUUGGGGAUUCCGGGUGAAGCAGCCAGAGAGAAAAUUCUGAAGACAUUGUGUAGAAAACUCAGAUUGCAGGAUUCUUUUGACUUUGGUCAUUUGGCUCAUUUGACCCCAGGCUAUGUCGGUGCUGAUCUCAUGGCACUGUGCCGUGAAGCCGCAAUGUGCACUGUGAAUAGAGUUCUCGUUAAGCUGGAGAUGGAGCAGCACAAAGUCCUAAGAAGUAACGAAAGGUCAUCUGGACAAGACAUGGAAAAGGAUACUGAAGAGCUUGUAAGAAAGGAUAUCAAAGACCCAGAUCUUCCCACUAUGGGUGAAUUGCAGAGGCUCCUCCAGUUGCUAAAGGAACCAAACCCCCUUGGGGAGGAUCAGUUGCAAAAGCUAUGCAUUGAGUUGAAUGAUUUCAUUGUUGCGCUCUCUUCGGUACAACCCUCUGCCAAGAGAGAAGGCUUUGUUACAGUCCCCGAUGUGACGUGGGCCGAUGUGGGCGCCCUGGAGGAUAUUCGGGAGGAGCUCACCAUGGCAAUACUGGCACCCGUGCGGAAUCCUGAGCAAUUCAGAGCCCUUGGCCUCUCGGCUCCAGCUGGUGUGCUGCUUGCUGGCCCUCCUGGUUGCGGCAAAACGCUACUUGCUAAGGCUGUGGCAAAUGAGUCUGGACUGAAUUUCAUAUCUGUGAAAGGCCCUGAACUGUUGAAUAUGUACGUGGGGGAAAGCGAACGUGCUGUACGUCAGGUUUUCCAGCGUGCAAGGAAUUCGGCGCCUUGUGUCAUAUUCUUUGAUGAAGUUGAUGCUUUGUGUCCUCGGAGAUCAGACCGUGAGUCGGGGGCCAGUGUCCGUGUAGUGAACCAGUUGCUAACAGAGAUGGAUGGCCUGGAAUCUCGUCGUCAGGUUUUCAUUAUGGCAGCCACCAACAGGCCAGAUAUUCUAGAUCCAGCUAUUUUGCGCCCAGGAAGACUGGAUAAAACACUCUAUGUCGGUUUGCCACCACCUUUGGAUCGCCUUGCCAUCCUAAAGACUAUUACUAAAGAUGGAACCCGACCCCCGCUUGACACUGAUGUGGACCUUGAAGAAAUUGCUCAUAAUCCUUGCUGUGAUAGUUAUACGGGAGCAGAUCUUUCAGCUCUAGUGCGGGAAGCUUCUGUCUGUGCCCUGAAAGAGGAGAUGGCAGUGCUGAAUGCCGCAAACAGGAAAGGAGAAAUCAAGAUUGCCAGAAAACACUUCAAAGCAGCUUUCAAGAAAGUUAAAUCUUCUGUAUCGAGAAAGGACCAAAUGAUGUAUGAAGAGCUGCGCAAGUCACUGAGCAGGUGAUAGCAGGAUGAUUCCUAACAACCAACAUGUUGCUUAACCUGAGAAGCUCUCCCGGUGAACUAUUUUUCCAGAAGCAUCUUCAUGGAUUGGACUUAACCUUGGUUUUGCUUGCCUGCCAAUCUCAACAUUGCUGGACUCGGUUUCCGAGAGAAGUUCUAUCACGUCGUAUAGUAAUUAACAUUUGGCCACAACCUUUCAAACUGGUCUCCAGGAUAUGGCCAGAAGAUACAUGAUGUGGCCAUCCGACUGAAGCUAAGCAGCCCUGGAUCUGGUCAGAAACCCCAUAUAUUCAAUGAAUUCUGUGAUGGAAGAAAGCGCAAGAUGUAAAUGUUGUUUUAAAAAUAUGCCGUCAGCUGUCGCGGGCUUCUCCCCAUCACUCUUCAGACGUUAAAUUUUUCUUUGCGCUUUGAGACAUUUGGUUAAUAUUGUUCGUGUCCUGCUUCUAAGCUGAACCGGUUAAUACACAAAGAAGCAAUAGCAAGUUAACCUACCCCAUCAAGCCUAGCCCAGAUAGCAGGGGUGGGGGACCUGUGAUGCUCCAGAUGUUGGGAGUGUAGUUUCCAUCAGCCCCAGAGAGCAUGGCCAAUUUUCAGGGAUGAUGGGAGUUGUAAUCUGACAUUGGACUGCAAGGUGGGUGCAAGUUCCCUAUCCCCAUCUUACCCCACAGAAAGGAAAACAGCCAGGAAGGUAAUAGGAGUAAUGUUACCAUGAGGGUAGUUACUCUGCCACCUACUAUGCCUUUCCAAAAAAAAGUGGGCAGCAGGGCCCAGCUGAGGAGAGGGGAAAUUGUGCUGUUGGGCAAGCAGAAAUGCUUUCACUGGCAGAAAAAUAUCCUUUUAAACUACAUUGAAAACUUAAGG
Lacerta agilis (Sand lizard) is the source of this 3473-nucleotide messenger RNA. It is a transcript of the gene NVL, whose product is annotated as nuclear VCP like. The coding region runs from base 52 to 2613 and encodes 853 amino acids. Gene Ontology annotation, biological process: ribosome biogenesis. The record is from RefSeq and is a predicted model, not a curated record. The transcript has 23 exons. Gene Ontology annotation, molecular function: RNA binding; ATP hydrolysis activity; preribosome binding. Gene Ontology annotation, cellular component: nucleus. NCBI's taxonomy places the organism in Eukaryota, Metazoa, Chordata, Lepidosauria, Squamata, Lacertidae.